CGCCCACACAAAAGAUGGCGGCCCAGGUGCUGGGUCUUAUCAUGGAGACGGAAGCCUAGAGGAGCCCGCGCUCGCGCUCUGUGGGCGGAGACUUGCUCCCGGGAGGCCGUUCGGGGCGGACCCGCGAGCCGGAGGCCCUGCGCCUGCGCGAAGAUGGUGGCGGAGGAGAGUGUGCGCGUGGUGCGCUGUGGCGGCAGCGAGUUGAACUUCAGGAGGGCGGUGUUUUCUGCGGAUUCUAAGUAUAUCUUCUGUGUCUCUGGAGACUUUGUUAAAGUUCAUAGCACAGCUACAGAAGAAUGUGUACACAUAUUGCAAGGGCACAGAAAUCUGGUGACUGGAAUCCAGCUCAACCCCAACAAUCAUCUACAGUUGUAUUCUUGUUCCUUUGAUGGCACGAUUAAACUGUGGGACUAUAUAGAUGGCAUUUUAAUAAAGACUUUCACAGUGGGGCAUAAACUUCAUGCCCUGUUUACUCUAGCCUGUGCUGAGGAUUCUGUCUUUGUUAUUAUAAAUAAAGAAAAACCAGAUGUAUUUCAGCUGGUUUCAGUGAAACUGCCAAAAUCAUCGAGCCAGGAAACAGAAGCUAAGGAGCUCUCCUUGGUUUUGGAUUAUAUAAACCAGUCACCCAAGUGUGUUGCCUUUGAAAAUGAGGGAGAAUAUGUUGCUGCAGUACGGGACUUUUACUUGUCUGUCUAUUUUUUCAAAAAGAAAACAACAUCGAGGUUUACUUUAUCAUCAUCAAAAAAUAAGAAACAUGCUAAGAACAAUUUUACAUGUGUAGCAUGUCACCCAAAGGAAGACUGCAUAGCAACUGGUCACAAGGAUGGCAAAAUUCGUCUUUGGAGGAAUUUUGAUGAUGAUAAGAAAUACACGUACACAUGUUUACAUUGGCACCAUGACAUGGUUAUGGAUUUGGCCUUUUCAGUGACAGGCACCAGUCUGCUGAGUGGCGGUCGUGAAUCUGUCCUUGUCGAGUGGCGUGAUGCAACAGAGAAGAAUAAGGAGUUCCUCCCCCGUUUGGGAGCUACUAUUGAACAUAUCUCAGUCUCGCCAGCAGGGGAUUUGUUCUGUACUUCUCAUUCUGAUAACAAGAUAAUAAUAAUUCACCGAAACCUUGAGGCAUCCGCAGUAAUUCAAGGCCUAGUGAAAGACAGCAAUAUCUUUACUGGUUUGAUGAUUGAUCCCAGAACUAAAGCUUUGGUUUUGAAUGGAAAACCUGGCCAUUUGCAGUUUUACUCUCUGCAGCAUGAUAAGCAGUUAUACAAUUUAGAUAUAAUACAGCAAGAAUAUAUCAAUGAUGAUGGUCUGAUCCAAAUCGAGCUAACAAAGGCUGCAUUUGGCUGCUCUGGUAACUGGCUUGCAACAGUGGAACAACGUCAAGAAAAGGAAACAGAGCUUGAAUUGCAAAUGAAACUGUGGAUAUAUAAUAAGAAAACACAAGGGUUUGUUCUUAAUACAAAGAUUAACAUGCCGCAUGAAGACCACAUCACAGCUCUCUGUUUCUGUAAUGCAGAAAAAUUUGAAAACCCCACCUUGGUUACAGCUAGUAAAGAUGGUCACUUCAAAGUGUGGAUAUUAACAGAUGAUUCUGAUAUAUACAAAAAAGCUGUUGGCUGGACCUGUGACUUUGUGGGUAGUUAUCACAAAUACCAAGCGACUAACUGUUGUUUCUCUGAAGAUGGCUCUCUGCUAGCAGUUAGUUUCCAGGAAAUAGUUACAAUAUGGGAUUCAGAGACAUGGGAACUUAAAUGUACAUUUUGUCAGCGAGCUGGGAAUAUAAGGCACCUUUGCUUUGGGAGAUUGACUUGUUCAAAGUAUCUUCUUGGCGCUACUGAAAAUGGCAUUCUUUGCUGUUGGAAUCUGCUCAGUUGUGCACUGGAAUGGAGCGCAAAGUUAACCAUUAGAGUUAUGGAACCCGAUCCUCGUUCGGAGAAUAUCGCUGCAGUCUCUCAGUCUUCAGCGGGUUCAGACUUGUUUGUAUUUAAACCUAGUGAGCCAAGACCAUUGUAUAUUCAAAAGAAUAUCUCCCGAGAGGAAGUCCAGUGGGGAGUGUUUGUUCCACGAGAUGUGCCUGAAUCAUUCACCUCAGAAGCUUACCAAUGGCUGAACAGAUCCCAGUUUUACUUCCUAACAAAGUCACAGAGUUUAUUGACAUUCAGUACGAAGUCUCCAGAAGAGAAGCUCACACCAACCAGCAAACAGCUACUAGCAGAAGAAAGUCUUCCAACAACACCAUUUUAUUUCAUAUUGGGAAAACACAGGCAACACCAGGAUAAAAAAAUAAAUGAGGCUUUGGAGAGUGAAUUAGUACAACUGCCCUUAACAGAAAACAUACCUGCAAUUAGUGAGCUUCUUCAUACUCCAGCCCAUGUACUACCAUCUGCUUCUUUCCUGUGCUCCAAGUUUGUAAAUUCAUUGCUGCUGUCUAAGGAGACAAAGAGUGGUGAAGAAAUCCUUGAAGAUGUAGAUAUGGAAGAAGAAAAAGAAAGUGGUGAUGAUUCAGAUGAAGAACAUGAUUUUACUGAAAAGACCCAGGAUACAAAUGACACAGAUUUGGAAGAAGACAUUAUACAUCAGUUGUCAAAAUCUGAAGAAAAAGAACUAAGAAAAUUUAGGAAAGUAGAUUACAGCUGGAUAACUGUCCUUUGAGCCUGGGAGAUGGAAGGUUCUUGCACUUUGUAUUUCUUUUAUUAUAUAUUGAUAUUCCAAAAACAUCUACUUUGAUGUUAUUUCUCUCCUUAAAGUAUUAAAUGUGAACAGGCUUUACUUCUUAAGUAAUUGGUAAUACAAAGCUGUGUUUACGUCAUG
Molecule: messenger RNA, 2808 nt
Organism: Lutra lutra (Eurasian river otter)
Lineage: Eukaryota; Metazoa; Chordata; Mammalia; Carnivora; Mustelidae
Gene: WDR75
Product: WD repeat domain 75
Exons: 21
Coding region: 154-2649 (831 amino acids)
Biological process (GO): positive regulation of transcription by RNA polymerase I; positive regulation of rRNA processing
Cellular component (GO): nucleolus
Molecular function (GO): RNA binding; protein binding
Source: RefSeq, a predicted model, not a curated record